GUGUCGGUGAUUCAUCCAGUUCAUAUAAUUAUUCCAUUACCACUCGAAGAAAGCUCAGAAGAACUCAAGAACCCUUUUAAACUUUCCAUCCUCAAGGUAAGACCGGUUGUCGAUCUCGCACUAGACGAUGCUUAUAGGAAAUUCCAAUAUGUGCCACCUGAUUCGAUGGCUAUCACCUAUCGGGACAGUAGGCUCUCCGACGCGCACGGUCCUAACGUAGCUAUUCAACAAUUGGUCAAGAAUCGGUUGGAUUGCAUAAUUGGUUACGCUUUUGUAUACGCUCUAGCACCGGUAGCUCGGAUGUGCCCUUACUGGCAGGACGACGAUAGCAAUGGUAUCCCUGUCAUCACUUCCAUUGGCUUGACAAUGAAUCUGGACAACAAAGAGGAGUAUCAGACUUUGACCAGAAUUAGUGGACCAUACAAGGUGCGUUUUUUCUAA
Molecule: messenger RNA, 441 nt
Organism: Haemonchus placei
Lineage: Eukaryota; Metazoa; Nematoda; Chromadorea; Rhabditida; Trichostrongylidae
Source: the annotation of a GenBank genome assembly